GUUUAAUAUUAUGUCGAGGGCAAAUGAAUUUAAAGAGAUUGAAUACAGGUUACUCUUUCUUUAUUUUCUCUUCAUAAAAAAAAAAUGAUAAAAUUCCAGGUUAAUAAAUGGGCAUUAACAUCUAUUACAACAGCCAUAAACAUUAAAUAUCCUAUUAUACAAGCACCAUGUGCAGGUCAUACAAGCGCAAAGUUAGUUGCCGCCGUAAGCAAUGAAGGUGGGCUUGGUUCGUUAGGAGCAGGUAUGAUGCCACCAUCACAAUUACGAGAAACUAUUCGAGCUAUACGUCAACUUACCUCGAAACCUUUUGCUGUCAAUCUAUUUUGCCGAAAUCUAUACCCAUCACUCACCUAUAAUGAGCUUCAAAGACAUAAUGAUAAUAUGGACAACAUCCUAAAUGAGAUUCGGUCAGAAUUAAAUAUUCCUAUCCCGACAGAGUAUCAAUUGAGAUCACCGCCAUUUGAAGAACAAAUAAAUGUGUUGAUAGAAGAACGUGUACCAGUUGUCUCCUUCACAUUUGGUUUUUUACCUGACCCUAUUUUACAAAGAUUUAGGAGUGUAAAUACUUUUUUAAUAGGCACAGCAACAACUCUUGAGGAAGCCUUUCUGUUGGCGGGUUUAAAUGACUCAGGUCUUACACAACGAAAGGCAGAUGCGAUUAUCGUUCAAGGAUUAGAAGCAGGUGGUCAUCGUGGAUCCUUUUUAAAUGACGGGAAACAACUACCAGUAGCUGAUCUUGUAAAGGCCAUCAUUACUCAGUCCUCUCAGUUAACUAAGCGUUUCCCUAUACCUAUCCUCGCAGCUGGGGGUAUUAGUUCAGGUGCUAACGUUUACACAGCAUUGCAUGAUUGGAAUUCAGAUGGUGUCGUAAUAGGAACCUUAUUCAUGAUGGCAACUGAAUCGAUGACCUCUAAAGCUCAUAAAGAAUGUUUAUUAGAAACUGAAAAAACGACAAAGAUUUCAAAUGCAAUUACUGGUAAAAAUGCGCGUGGUUAUCCUAAUGAACUUAUGAAACGUCUUGAACAAGCUAAGGAUAUACCAUCAUAUAAUAUACAAUCUUCCAAGACAAGCGAUAUCCUUGCCUAUGCCACUCAACAUGGUAUCAAAGAUUACAUGUUAUUAUUAUCUGGUGCAAAUGCUCCUAAAGCAGCCAAAUAUUCCGAGAAUGGAACACUAACUGCAGCUGAAAUAAUGCAUAAAUUGGUAUUGGAUGUAAACAAAAUGUAUGUAAAUAAUGAAUAAAAAAAAAUUAUUUUGUUAAAUCUACAUAUAAAGACUUGAAAUCAUAAUCAUUUCCUCUUCUCUUUUU
This is a messenger RNA of Cokeromyces recurvatus, 1309 nucleotides long. RefSeq names its product 2-nitropropane dioxygenase. The record is from RefSeq and is a predicted model, not a curated record. The coding region runs from base 85 to 1242 and encodes 385 amino acids. The transcript is spliced from 2 exons. Lineage: Eukaryota; Fungi; Mucoromycota; Mucoromycetes; Mucorales; Mucoraceae. Gene Ontology annotation, molecular function: nitronate monooxygenase activity.